CGGAAGUGGCCCCCGACCGUCCUCCAUGGCGCUGACCCCGCUGCCCGAGCGUCUGCGCGGCUGGCGGGUGGUGCUGGGCAGCGCGUCCCCGCGGAGGCGGGACAUCCUGGGCCUCACGCGCCUGCCCUUCGAGGCCACGCCCUCUUCCUACCCCGAGGACCUGGACCCCGCCCACUUCCGGAACCCGCGCGACUUCGCCGUGGAGACCGCGCGCGGGAAGGCGCUGGACGUGGGGCGGGGCCUGCGGCGGGGGCGGGGCCUGCUGCGGCGCCUGGUGCCUGCCCUGCGGAAGCCGCUCAUGGUCAUCGCCGCCGACACCAUCGUGGUCCUGGACGGGCUGAUCCUGGGGAAGCCCAAGGACGAGGACGACGCCGUCUGGAUGCUGACGAGGCUGAGCGGGCGCCAGCACAGCGUGAUCACGGGCGUGGCCGUCGCCCUCUACCCCGGCCAUGACCGCGGCAACGACCCCGACGGCGACCCCGACGGCGACCCCGACGGCGACCCGGAAGUGCGGACCUUCUGGGAGGAGACGCGCGUCACGUUCUCGCCGCUGUCGGACGCCGUCGUGCGCGACUACGUGGCCACCGGGGAGCCCAUGGACAAGGCGGGCGCCUACGGCAUCCAGGGCCUGGGCGCGGUGCUGGCGGAGCGCGUGGAGGGCGACGUCCUCAACGCCGCGGGCUUCCCGCUCAACCGCUUCUGCCGGGAGCUGGCGGCCAUCUUCCCCGACCCCGGUGCCGCGACCCCCGACCCCGCCGCGACCCCCGGCGACCCCGCCGCCGGCGGUGACGUCAUCCCCGGGGGCGGGGCUGCAGCGGACGUGGUGGGCGGGGCUUCUGGGUCCGAUGGCCCCGCCCCCGAGGCCCCGCCCCCCCCGCGCGGUCACCGCGUGGUCCUGUUCGCCGCCUGCCGCCUGGGCCUCUUCGACCUCCUGAGCGACGCGGAGCCCCGCGGGGUCGCCGAGGUCGCGGCGCGGGUGGGCGGGGCCUGGGCGGAGGGGGAGGAGCCGGAGGGGGCGGGGCCGCCGGCCGCCUGGGUCGGGAGCCUGAUGGAGGCCUGCGUGGGGCUCGGGCUGCUGCAGCGGGCGGACGGGGGCUUCCUGGCGGCCCCCGCGGCGCGGCGUCACCUGCGGGCGGACAGCGCGCGGCCCCUGCGCGGCUACGUGCGGAGCCUGGACCGGGGCGGCUGGGCGGACGCGCGGGCGCUGGGGCGGGGCCCGCAGCGCCCCCGCAGCCCCGGGUCCCAGGCCGACGCCGACGCCGCGGAGCUGGAGCUGGAGGCGCUGAUGGCGGACGAGGUGCUGGCGACCUUCGACCUCGGGCGCUACCGGGCCAUCGCGCAGGUGGGGGGCGGCUCGCUGGCCCUGCGCCUGGCCCGGGCGACCCCGCAGGCGCACGUGACCCCCGUGGGCGACCCCGCCCGCGACCCCCUGCCGCCCGCCGACCUCUACGUCCUGGGCGGCCUGGCCUGGGCCGAGCGCGACCUCGACGACCUGCUGCGGAGGGUGGCGGCCGCCCUGGCGCCCGGCGGCGCCGUCCUGCUGACCGAGGGCCCCACCCAGCGCCAGCCGCUGAGCCUGCUGGGGUCGACCUUCGACCCCCCGACCCCGCCCGGGGCCCGCGGCCCCCGCUGGAGCGACCCCGGCCCCCGCGCCCGGCUGCGGCGCCUCGGCUUCCGGGACGUGCGCGUGACGUCGCCGGGGAGGCUCCCGCCCUCCGUGCUGGCCGCCCGCGGCGACCCCUGA
Molecule: messenger RNA, 1744 nt
Organism: Peromyscus eremicus (cactus mouse)
Lineage: Eukaryota; Metazoa; Chordata; Mammalia; Rodentia; Cricetidae
Product: probable bifunctional dTTP/UTP pyrophosphatase/methyltransferase protein
Exons: 11
Coding region: 26-1744 (572 amino acids)
Molecular function (GO): nucleoside triphosphate diphosphatase activity
Source: RefSeq, a predicted model, not a curated record